Molecule: messenger RNA, 354 nt
Organism: Fusarium coffeatum
Lineage: Eukaryota; Fungi; Ascomycota; Sordariomycetes; Hypocreales; Nectriaceae
Exons: 1
Coding region: 1-354 (117 amino acids)
Biological process (GO): mitophagy
Molecular function (GO): mitochondrion autophagosome adaptor activity
Source: RefSeq, a predicted model, not a curated record
AUGGAUUCAGGGCCAACGGAACUUGCGGCCACCGUUCAGGCCGCAAGCAUUGAACACAACCCCGACCCUGCACUCGACGCCAACCCAUCAACAGCCGCUGAGAGAAGACAACCCGUAACUCUCGAGCACGACCUUGGUAUCGACGACGAUGAUGACGAGGAAGACAUCCCUUACAGUGUGCUCCGACCCGCUCCUCGGCAUUCCAACCUCCCUCCUCUACCAGACCUGCGCUUCGAGCAGAGUUACCUGCGAAGCAUCUCAAAGGCCGAUACUUGGUGGAAGGUGGCGCUCAUAACAACAAGAGACCAGGUACAUACCUAUGGACCGAAUACUCGAGUUACCUACAUUUUCUAA